GGCGUUCGUUCCUCGUUCAUAUUAAAUUUUAUCGCAUAGCAUUGUCGGUAGCCAGUCCCAAUCACCACAUACAGAGAAGCAACUGGAGGAGACCAGCAGCAAAAGACAACAAUAUCGUGUGCAUAUCUUAUCAGUUUUGCAUUGGUCUUUUGUUGCAACUUGUGUAUCGUCUGGUGUUCUUGUUUUUGGAUUCAUUUCUUCUCCACGGACCUCUGCCUAUACCUGGUUAUUCCAUUUAAGUUCCACUUGAAAAAGAAAAUGAGCGAGGCACAGAUCUGCGACAUCAGCCCCGAGGCCAAGGAGGAGAUUAGCAAGUUUCGAUUCCGCCGGAAUGCCACCAACACUGCCCUGAUCUUGAAAAUUGACCGCGAGAAGCAACUGGUCACAGUAGACGAGCUGCUGGAUGACGUCUCGGUCGAAGACCUACAAGAGCAGUUGCCUAGCCAUCAACCUCGGUACAUUAUCUAUAGCUACAAGAUGGUGCAUGACGAUUCGCGGAUAUCAUACCCGAUGUGUUUCAUCUUCUACACUCCACGGGACAGCCAGAUGGAACUGUGCAUGCUGUAUGCCAAGACACGCAUAGCUUUGCAACGAGAGGCGGACCUGACGCGGUAUUACGAGAUCCGCGAGCUGGACGAGAUGACCGAAGAUUGGCUGAAAGAAAAAUUACGAUAAACUGGGAAACAUCGUCGAUUGCCAAACGUCGCCAGGAGUUUGUAAACUAAACUGUAAGAUUUUAACCAUUUCCGCUUUUUGAAAAUCUAUAUUUUUGUAUGGACAAUUUUGAAGGUCGGUCACGAACGGCAGCAAGUGCAGUUUACCUAGAUGCAAAAACAUUAAGUUGACUUGAAUUUUACUUGGCUACGAACACAUCAAUCAAACGCAUCAUAACGAACAGUAUGUGACGGCUGCAUUUCAUUUUAGUAGGUUUGAUGUUAAAAAGUAGACAGCAAUACAAAUUUAGAUACUAACGUUAGAGUCCUAGUGGAGAAUAGUGAACCAAAAGACAUUCGAUCGCGGCGCGUGUUAAAAGCGCUGCAGGGCGAAGGAUGGGAUGGAUGAAUUCGUAUGGACGAGCAUAUCUUCGGACGAACAUUCUUUCACGUUAUGCUUUUAUCUUGGAUGAUCCAUUCGAUCCUUUGUCUUUCGUAUUAUUGUUUUCUACAAUUAAACGCUUUAGAGAAGCUAUGCAUAUUGAAAAAAUGGGACGGUAGUGCUGAAAAUUCAUUCUCACAAUUGUGGUCAAUAUGCCAAACAAAUUAAGUUUUCUCAUUAUAGAAUCGUAUUUCCAGAGAAUUUUAACGACGAAAACAUUUUAAAAUUGAGUUCAGCAUAGUUAUAGGUCAAUAUGUAUUAUCGAGAAUAAUCAUUAACAAUACAUAAUCCAAAAUCGAUCGAACACCAGAGCAGGUGUGCGUAUGUGUAAGCUUAUAACAGAGUACAAGUUAGUAUUGAUAUACUAUGAACUAAUGUUUGCGAAAAUCGAAAAUCCAUUAUUAUACAAACCAGAAUAGCAAUCCUAAGCGGCGCAAUAAAGCUGAAAA
Ochlerotatus camptorhynchus is the source of this 1544-nucleotide messenger RNA. RefSeq names its product Glia maturation factor (gene GMF). Gene Ontology annotation, biological process: actin filament debranching; negative regulation of Arp2/3 complex-mediated actin nucleation. Gene Ontology annotation, molecular function: actin binding; Arp2/3 complex binding. Bases 259 to 675 code for a protein of 138 amino acids. The record is from RefSeq and is a predicted model, not a curated record. Gene Ontology annotation, cellular component: actin cortical patch. NCBI's taxonomy places the organism in Eukaryota, Metazoa, Arthropoda, Insecta, Diptera, Culicidae. The transcript is spliced from 3 exons.